Messenger RNA from Hirsutella rhossiliensis, 573 nucleotides. RefSeq lists its product as uncharacterized. The record is from RefSeq and is a predicted model, not a curated record. The transcript is spliced from 2 exons. Lineage: Eukaryota; Fungi; Ascomycota; Sordariomycetes; Hypocreales; Ophiocordycipitaceae. Bases 1 to 573 code for a protein of 190 amino acids.
AUGGCGUGCAGACGCAGCAGACUCAAGAAAAUGGCCGCCACCAAUAACAACGAGGGCGGCUCGCGCGUCAAGCCUGACGAUGCCGAGUCACGUUCUGCCAACUCGCGUCCUGCUAUGGCAGAUCAUCGCGGGCGCGGACGCAGCAACGGCUCAAAGAACACGGCCGGGAUAAGCAUGCUCAACCCGGAGUCGGAUAUCUGGGUCCCCACGUCUGCGCAAGCCACGUCUCCGAAUGUUCAAAAUGCUUUCGUCGAUGCUACCAUCUUUGACCUUGGCAACGUGAAGCAUGACAGCAGUGGCCUUGACAAUCAGGCUGAGGAGAGCAACGGCCAGCAAGCCCACAACGGGACUGCAGACGGCGCCGUUCUUCAGAAUCAUGGCAACGUCGUCACAACUCCCGGUGGCGUCGAAGCCAAAGGCACCGCGCGUCGCGUCCCCGUCAAGGCCCGGGCCAAUACAAUUGCCACGGCCGGGGCUCCAGGUUCGGGAUCGGGGCUCUUUGAGCAGAUGACGUUUAAUCUUCUCAAUAAGACUCUUCGCAAUGGCGACGGCUGGAAAGCCGGAACUCCUUAG